Messenger RNA from Trypanosoma theileri, 837 nucleotides. RefSeq lists its product as uncharacterized. The record is from RefSeq and is a predicted model, not a curated record. Bases 1 to 837 code for a protein of 278 amino acids. NCBI's taxonomy places the organism in Eukaryota, Euglenozoa, Kinetoplastea, Trypanosomatida, Trypanosomatidae. The transcript has a single exon.
AUGGAUCGUCUCUCCAUUAUCCUCUAUCGCAUUAACCCCGAUGAUUACCCACAAUAUAUGCAGUGUGAACGCAGUAGUGAACAGCCAGGCACUCUUCUGAUGGAGUCCCGUGCAAUGCAAGGGGUUCGCCGUGUAGUACCUGUUGGUUAUCUUUUUAGUUUAUUCUAUUUCUACGCCUAUUACCGUCCACGCCUUCCAUUUGCUGAUCGCAGUCUUGCCCGACUCCAUCACUAUUUCUAUCCAAGUGCCGGCUACAGUACACCCAUUGGGAUUAUCUCUGGUUUGGCCUACGCCUGUGUACAGGAUGGAUAUACGGAUUGCUCACUGGAGAGCGUUAAACAGGCAAAGGAACGUGAACGGGGCCGUGCGAUAAUGGCAUGGAAACAACAGCAGCAAUUGCAGAGAGAAAUGGAAAAGGAAAUGGAAGGAAAUGUGGGAGAAGCCACACUGCGGAAAUGGCUCUCGUGGUGUGGGGUUUCUCUACACCCAAAUAAACAGAAACCGCCUGUUUCUCAGCGGGAGACAUCCUAUGAGGAUUUUCUAGAUCCAAAUGGUAUUAUCUCUGUUGGAAAGCAGACAAGAGAGAUUCAUGAUCCAAGUUUUUAUCAUUAUUACACAAAGGAACAGGUGGAUGCACUUGUAAGUAAAGCGAUGAAACUUCGACAAUCACCAGAUGAGGAACGUUGGUUAAAAACAUCUGGUCGUCUUGGUGCUUAUGGUAUUAUGGGAAUGUUGUUAUUGUGGAAUAGUGGUGGACUUUUUUUCCGACUCUUCAUGGGACUUGGACUCGGUGUAGUUAGUGCUAGUGUUAUCUCAGGCACCAAGUUAGAUGCAUGA